Molecule: messenger RNA, 4500 nt
Organism: Sciurus carolinensis (gray squirrel)
Lineage: Eukaryota; Metazoa; Chordata; Mammalia; Rodentia; Sciuridae
Gene: Lypd4
Product: LY6/PLAUR domain containing 4
Exons: 5
Coding region: 3709-4449 (246 amino acids)
Cellular component (GO): plasma membrane; plasma membrane raft
Source: RefSeq, a predicted model, not a curated record
UUAUAGUUACUGUGAGGAUAUGUGUAUCAAAUGUAGUGGAUACUUAAUAAAUGGUAAUGAUUGUCUCUAACCUUUUAUGGUUUCUUCCAAACUUAGGAAAAACUCCUGAUAAAGACUAACUUGGUGUUUCCUGGUUUGAUUGGCCUCAGUUUCUCCAUUUGGAAAAUGUCAUGUUAGUUUAGCAUCAAACUGACAUUCCACUGACCAAAGCUGGCCUUUAGAUAUGUUUUAUUUGGCCCACAUAAGAUAUAAAGAAAAAGGUGCCAAUAUUAAAAAAUUAACAUGUUGAACAUAAAAAACCUGUUUCCCAGUUUCCCAAUUUCAUUUGAAAAAAUCAGAAGAUGUGGCAACCUUGAGCCCAUGUUUCUGCCUGGUAGCAAUCCACUAGGGCCAAAAAAGUCUGCCCCUUUAGGUAAGGGGCAGUCUCAGUUUUCCAGCCAUCACCUUCCCCUUUUAACUCAUUUAUAUGAUCUGCUUGGCCCUUAGGUAUUUCAUUUUGUGGCCCUCUGGACAGCAGGAAACUGUUGUAUGGUCAUAAUAAGAAGUCCAAGUUUGUGCUUUAUUUGUGGUAGUUUUUAGUGGUACUGGGAAUAGAUCCAGAGCCUUGGGCAUGCAAGGCCCAGUCCUUGCCGUGGGUCUUGAAUAACUGAGAGGUGAACUGAAUAAGUCCUUUCUGUCAGUCAGGACAGAUGAGGUUAGGCUAUAGUAACAAAUAAUCCCCAAAUCUCAGUACUUAAAACAACAAAGGUUUAUUUUUUGCUUACUCACACAAACCUAGACAUGUAAUGAAAGUACUCUCCUGUUUUCAUAUGCAUGGAGACAGACAUGAGUGCAUAGGUAUAUACAGAACAUGAACUCAUGCAGAAACAUAUUUCGAUACUGGUCAGCUUAAACUGUACAACUCUUUCUUGGAUAUCUGAAAAGAUCCUAGGACCCAAGGACGGGUAUGAAAAUAUCCAUCUUUGGACAAGGAAAUGCCCACACUAUAAAAGGAACUGAAAGCUAACAAAGCACCUGAAAGCUUAAAAAAGAGCCUGAAGCUUGUACUACAUUAAAUUCCAUGCAAAAAUCUGUAAGUAAAAUACCAAAUAUGCAGUGCCUGUGGGCUAUUGAUUCCUUGCCCCAGUGAAACAGCCUCCACCUCUGGGCUUCUAACUCAGAAGAGAGAUGGACCCCAGACGCCCAAUAUGCAGAGAGACUGAGGGAGCUGGGCUGGGUCGGAGAGAGGGGCCGACAGGUUGGAAUCCUCUUCCUCCAGCAGGAGCUGCAGGCAGGAAAAGGCCGGACCAGGUCAUAUCCCUUCCCCUUCCCAGCGACUCCCUCUGUUUACCCCAUCUGAUCCACCUCACCCUAUUUACCUGCUUACUGCACAGACCUCCUCAUGCUUAUUUUCCUCAUCUCCAAUCUUGCUUUCUCUGACCCCUCCACUAAAGCCACCAUAUUUUUCUUUCUCAAGCUCAGGCUCUCUGAAUAUAUCUUGCUUAGUUUAGAAACAUUCCUUGGCCCCACUUUGUGUACAGUUGCUGGUGUAAACUCCUAAGUCCAGCAUGCCAGAUCUCCACAAUCAGAAGCCUAUCUAGCUGCAUUUCUCCCUGUUAUAGCAAUUCCUCUAGGCCAAUCCACUAUUGGACAGAGGGAUUCUCAGCCUUCCCUCUCUGUCCCCUGAGUGUUUCUCAUGCCUCAAGAGUUCCUGAGUUCCUAUGGUCUCACCACUGAGCCUUGUGAAAGCAUCCAGAUUCCCCAACCAGGAUGGAAACUCCUGGAAGGCAGUUAUCACCUCCACCCAGGUCAGACCCUGGUUACUUCUUCAUUCCCUCUUCAGACUUCAGCAAGCAGCUAGAGUCUCGAGAGAGCCUGGAGUCAGGAGACAGUCUUCCACACUGUCUGGCUAUAUGCCCUUGGAAAAGUCCCCACCUCUAAUUUUCCUUGACAUCAGGACACUGGAUAUUUGCUGUUGAGCACAAAACUGGGUAAAUGUGAUUCAUGGAACAAGCCUCAACUAAAAUCCCAGAGACCAGGCUGAAGAACUUGGGAGCCUAUAUCUGAGGACAUUCAACUUAACUCCUUCCCUCAUCUCCGUGAUUGAUCCCUGCUUGCUCUAGUGACCUCCAUUUACUACCAUCCUUAACCCAUCCUCUCCUUUUAGGAAGCAGGUUACCUGGUGGGCCACAGGGGUGGAGCAGGGAGAUCCAGGCAGGGUUGGGAGGGACAGAAGGGGUCAGGCGGGGAGCCUGGGAUGAAUCUUUCAGACCCACAAGGGCUUCAGCUGCUUCCCGCUGCAGCUGCCGCUCUGAGGGGGCAGAUGUCCAGGCCAGGCGAGAGGCUCCGGGGGCCUGCAAAGGAAAGGGAAAGAAGCAGACUGGGAACCCCCAUUUCUGCCCACCCUGCAGGUGUUCCUUUGCCCCUGGUUCCUUCACAGUUCUUUGCUUUUCCCUUCCCCAGACUCAACCUCCUCCCUGGGUCUUGGAUACCCCUUCUUUCCCAGGACCUGUGGCUGUAGCAGAAGAGAAUCUGGGGUGCCACAGGACUGGAGUAUCAGAGUUGAGCAUCUAGAAAUAAGGAGAGAUGCCAGGGCAUAUUAAACACACAAACAGACAUGUACAUAUUCUGAUCUGGGAAUCUGAGAACCUGCUGGGCCACUGGACUUUGUGGGCUUAGGUAAAUUCUGUUCACUGUCUGGGCCUCCUUUGUUUUCCAUAAAAUGAAAAUCCCUGCCAGCUUUUCCUACCCAGGCUACUGUGAGGAUUACAGGAAAUCAUUGGUGUUAGUUUUUUAAAAAUGGACAAAAUACAUAGAAGGACUGAGAUUAUGUCCCUGCCCUACUAGAGUCUGGUUUCUCUCCCCCAGUUCCCCUAUCCCACCUUCAAGAAGCUUUCUCUAAUGGCCUCUGAGGCUCUUGUCAUAGUGGCCCUCCAUUUCAGCAGGCAAUCCUAAUUCAUCUUAUCUGUUUAAGAGGAUUUAAUAGCCUGGGCUAGGUGUAUUACAUAUAUUAUUGUUAAUUAUUAUGACAACUGGAAAGUAAUAGCAUCUCUUAUUUGACAAUAGAAAAACAGACUCAGAGAGGUACAGAUACUUAUUCAAAGGUUCACAGCUAAGAAACAGUAGAACUAGGAGAGCUCUGCCUCACCAGUCUGAGACCUUUUUUAUCAUCCCCUAUGGUGUCUAUCACAGAGUCAGGCUCAGAAUAAAUACACAUUCUUCAGUCCCUACUCACGUGUGGGGCAGGCUAGGGGGCCCUUGGGGCUCUGCAGAAAGAGGAGCCGUCAGUACUGAGCGAGAUCCUGGGAAGGUUGGGAGGGACCCAUGAGUGGGCAGCCGGAGGGAGGUGCCGGGGUCAAAGCCUAAGGAGGGUAAGAAGAUGCAGAGUGUAUAGGGGUCAGACCUCUUCCCUUUCUGAUAGUGGCAAAUUGGCACUCAACUAUCUGCUGAAUGAAUGUUGAACUAUCUUCUUACCAGGGAAGGGAUGUAGAGGGACAGCAGGUUCUUGGCACAGCAAGCGGCACACCACUGGAGGUGGCAUGGAGAGGCCUGGAGGCAGCCAGUGCCCUGGUCCCCAAGGGCCAGGAGGCACUGGAGUCCAGGGCAAAGAAACAGUGACCCAGAGGUGGGUGAACAGAGAAUUUAGGGACUGCCAAGAACUGAAUUUGGAACCCACGCUGAAAUUGGUUCCAGACUGACUUUUAGCAUACGGGACCCAGACCCAGGACCAUGGGACCCCAGCAUUUGAGACCUGUGCAACUGCUCUGCCUCCUAGGGGCCAUCUCUUCUCUACCUCGGGCUGGUACUCUUUUGUGCUACCAAUCAAAAGCCUCAGCCUUCAGAGCUGUUACCUUCCAUAACUGGAGGUGGCGUCUGAUGAAGAGCAUGGUGUGUAAGCUGAGAGAAGGCUGUGAGGAGACACUAGUGCUCAUUGAGUCAGGGACCAAAAGGGGAGUUCUGGGAUUUAAAGGCUGCAGUUCAAGCUUAUCUUACCAUCAGCAAGUCUCCUACCUUGUUGCACCUCCCGGAGUGUCCAUUGCCUCCUAUAGUCGAGUUUGCCGGACCUUUCUCUGCAAUAACCUCACCAACUUGCAGCCUUUUGUGGAACUCAAGGCCAAAUAUCAUAAAUCUACCUCAACUUCGUCACAUACUUGCCCAACAUGUGUGGGCGAGCAUGAUAAGGAAUGUCUUCCAAAUUUUGUCUCCACUGAGGCUUGUCCCUCUGUUGCCCCUAGCUGUUUCAGUUCCACCUUCAAAUUUCAGGCAGGGCUUCUCAAUACCACCUUCCUCGUCUUGGGCUGUACUCGUAAAUAUCAGAGUCUUUUGUCAAAUUUUCAUCAUAUUGGAAGUAUCAAAGUGACUGAGGUUCUCAACAUCAUUGAGAAGUCCCAGAUUGUUGGUGCAGGGCCCUCUAGUCAAGAUCGUUCUUGGGGCAUCCUCUUAGGCCUCCUGCUUGUCUUCAGGUACUGACCAUUCAGCUGGAUGAAACACCCAGACCCCUUUGAUUAACCGAAUAAAGUU